This is a messenger RNA of Olea europaea var. sylvestris, 852 nucleotides long. RefSeq lists its product as uncharacterized. Bases 1 to 852 code for a protein of 283 amino acids. The transcript is spliced from 2 exons. Lineage: Eukaryota; Viridiplantae; Streptophyta; Magnoliopsida; Lamiales; Oleaceae. The record is from RefSeq and is a predicted model, not a curated record.
AUGGAAAUCAAAGAUAUGAAGGAGUUCAAUUGGCCACCGCGGUUGAGGUCUCCCCCUGAGACCAGGGACAAGAACAAGUACUGUAACUACCAUCGUGACCAUGGGCAUACUACAAAGGAUUGCAUUACAUUGCAACGUGAGAUUGAAGCUUUGAUAAAAAGAGGUUUCCUAAAGGAGUAUAUCAGGCAUGACAAGCGUCCCAGGAAUGAUUGCAAUAAUGGAAACACCACAGAAUCUGGGAGAGCUCCCAACGACAUGAAAGAUAUCACAUUUGGAUCGAAGGACUCAAAAGACAUAUCAUACCCUCAUGACGAUGCCUUGGUCAUAUCUACCAUCAUCGCCAACUUUGAAGUAAGGAGGGUCUUGGUUGACAAUGGAAGUGCGGCCAAUGUGUUGUCCCAAGAGGCCUUCAUGAAGAUGGGUAUUUCUGUUAACCAGUUCAAGACAGUCAAAACAUUGCUCCAGGGAUUUGGGCGUGGGACAAUCAUCCUGGCAGGAAUCGUUGAUCUUCCCCUAACGUUGGGCUCAGGGCAAAAUCAGGUGACAGAAGUCACUCCCUUUCAUGUAGUCCAUGUUUCGAUGGCCUACAAUGCCAUCAUCGGGAGACCACUGCUCAAUAAAAUCAGGGCCAUUGUAUCCACCUUCCAUCUUGUUAUGAAGUUUCCAAUAAGUGACGAUAUAGGGAUCGUGCGUAGAGAUCAGAAAGCAGCAAAGCAGUGCUAUGUUACUUGUGUUCGGGGAAUGAGCACUGAUGUCAUGCAAGUAUCAACCCCUAAGUUCGAGCUCGAGAACCAGCAAAAAUUUGUCCCAGAAGAACUGAUAGAGGCCGAGGUCGAGCAUAGCGAAUAUUGA